This is a messenger RNA of Camelina sativa (false flax), 1160 nucleotides long. RefSeq names its product zinc finger protein JAGGED. Gene Ontology annotation, molecular function: DNA-binding transcription factor activity. The record is from RefSeq and is a predicted model, not a curated record. Lineage: Eukaryota; Viridiplantae; Streptophyta; Magnoliopsida; Brassicales; Brassicaceae.
UGCUAAUUUAGUUUCCACACGCAGAGAGAGAAACAAAGAGAGAGAGAGAUGGGAGGGAGGGUUUGUGGCAGAUAAACUGAUAGAAAACUUUCGAACCUCUCUUAUUUAACUUUUACUACUCUCUACGUUUUUCUCUUCCUUUUGUGGUGCCGCCUCCAACUGAAAGUCUUCUAAAAUAUAUUCUCAAUUAUUGUAGCUCUCUUCGGGAGAAGUCUUAUCUCACGCCAAUCUUACUAUGAGGCAUGAGGAGAAUUACUUAGACCUCAACAAUCUUCCAGAUGAUUCUUCUAAAGAUGGCAAUAAGCAAGCCCUCGAGGAAGGUUCUUCCUCUGGUCAAAGAAAGAAGAAAGGUAGUAAAGAUAGGAAAGAUGAGAGUGGGAAGGUGUACGAAUGUCGAUUUUGUUCACUCAAGUUCUGCAAAUCCCAAGCUCUUGGUGGCCACAUGAAUCGCCACCGACAAGAGAGGGAGACCGAGACAUUGAAUCAAGCUCGUCAAUUGGUCUACCGUAACGAUACCAUAACCCCACCUGGAAUUUCACCUUUCGGCUAUCACACUACAGAUCCAACAAUAUACCGGUCGGUUUACUCAUCACCAAUGCUAUACCCCGGAAGCUCCUCAACAAACUUGGUUCCACAACCGCCCAUGCCGCCGCCGCCGCCGCCAUAUCCAUACUCUUCAAACCAAUACUCUCCUCACAACCACUUCAACGACUACUACUUAAACCCAUCUUUCCGAGCGAGCAGAAGCAUCUCUCCAAACCCUAACCUCCCCGCCGCAACCACUGUUAAUUACAUGGCCGAUAGUCCUGUGGAACCGAGCUGCUACACUUGUGUAGGUGCACCCGUUGGUCCGACCGGUUUCCCUAGCCGUGACUCCGCCAGCGUCCGUGCGCCGCUCGAACCGCCACAAGGUCGUGAUAGUGACGCUUCACGGCAGCGUUUGGAUCAGUCUCUUAGGUUCCCCAUCAAUCGGUUCCAAGAUCAUCACUCGCUCUGAAAUAUUAAAAUAGAUUCCCUCUGCUUUUCUUUUUCUUUAUCUUCUUUUGUUAUUUUGGGUAUUUUUCUUCUUCUCUUAAUUUGUUAACUUUGUUGGUUCUAUGUAAAAGUGGGAUCAAGAAUUGUCUAAACGUUAUAUGGAUCCUACAUGUGUUAUUACCAUA